Ostreococcus tauri is the source of this 102-nucleotide messenger RNA. The record is from the annotation of a RefSeq genome assembly. Lineage: Eukaryota; Viridiplantae; Chlorophyta; Mamiellophyceae; Mamiellales; Bathycoccaceae.
AUGAAUCUUGAAUUAAUCGGUCAACUUGUAACCGUUGCUCUUGUUGUAGGAGCAGGUCCAAUUAUUAUUGGAGCUCUUUUCGCACGCGGUGGAAACCUUUAA